Molecule: messenger RNA, 1274 nt
Organism: Brienomyrus brachyistius
Lineage: Eukaryota; Metazoa; Chordata; Actinopteri; Osteoglossiformes; Mormyridae
Gene: mrpl2
Product: mitochondrial ribosomal protein L2
Exons: 8
Coding region: 132-1085 (317 amino acids)
Biological process (GO): cytoplasmic translation
Cellular component (GO): ribosome
Molecular function (GO): RNA binding; structural constituent of ribosome
Source: RefSeq, a predicted model, not a curated record
UCUGUCGUCAUUUUUGUGCGACAGACUGGGAUAGCCGGUGCUGUGACCUAUAUCAACGGAAACCUUACCAGUACUGCUGGAUAAUAUUGACAAUAAAAUUGCAGGCGGUGAGGCUGACAUUGAGCCUUCGGAUGGCAGUGGCGGCGCUGUCCCGAGCUCUGCGCUCGCUGUCUCUCACUUCUGUUUGUGGCGUUGCACAUGGGGUCUGUCGGCCAGCCUCGCUGUGUUCUCAGCAGGCAGUGGGCUUGUCAUCGCCGAGGUCUUCAGUGUUCUCCAGGUAUCUAUUAUACCUUCAAAACAGCACCACAACAGUACAAUGGCGGGGCUUCUUAACGACGGCCCAUUUAGCUCAGAACAGAACACUGUGGAAGCAGACAACCAAGUACACGGUUCGGCCUAUUGGCAUGAAGAAGACCGGAGGCAGGGACCACACAGGGAAAAUCCGGACGCACGGCAUCGGCGGUGGCCACAAGCAGCGAUACCGUAUGGUGGACUUCCAUCGACUACGCUUCGAGCCUGGCAAAGAGAACCAGGUCUUUGAGGAGAAGGUCAUUGAAGUCCGAUAUGACCCUUGCAGGACGGCUGAUAUCGCCUUGGUGGCUGGUGGCAGCCGGAAACGCUGGAUCCUCGCCACGGAAAACAUGGAGGCAGGAGACCUGAUCAAGACCUCCAGUCACAUCGGCCGCAUGGCGGUUGCUGCCAAUGAGGGCGACUCGUACCCGCUGGGUGCCCUUCCUGUGGGCACCCUGGUGAACAGCCUGGAGGUCCUUCCAGGGGACGGAGCCAAGUACAUCCGUGCGGCAGGAACAUGCGGCGUGUUGCUCAGGAAGGUGAACGGAACUGCCAUUGUACAGCUACCAUCCAAGCAGCAGGUGCAGGUGUUGGAGACGUGCAUGGUCACGGUGGGCCGCAUGUCCAACGUCGACCACAACAAGCGCAUCAUCGGCAAGGCAGGCCGCAACCGCUGGCUAGGUAUCCGGCCUUCCAGCGGCAAAUGGAAGAGGAAGGGGGGUUGGGCAGGGCGCAAGAUCAGACCUCUGCCCCCCAUGAAGAGCUUUGUGAACCUGCCCUCUGCUAAGCAGUAGGGAAAUGCCACCGGCCGCAGUCUGGCUGGGGAAACGGGACACUUGGAUGACAGCUGCCAUUCUGCAGAAGGGGGCGUGUCUAAUUUAGACUCCUCCCCCCUUUCUACAUGUAGCUGUCAGGGACAUUGUUUCCAGAUCUGUCUGUGUGAUAUCACCUGUUUAAUAAAUGGUUUUGGGAACGCCAGAGUA